Messenger RNA from Drosophila subpulchrella, 556 nucleotides. It is a transcript of the gene a10, whose product is annotated as putative odorant-binding protein A10. NCBI's taxonomy places the organism in Eukaryota, Metazoa, Arthropoda, Insecta, Diptera, Drosophilidae. The transcript has 2 exons. The record is from RefSeq and is a predicted model, not a curated record. The coding region runs from base 14 to 481 and encodes 155 amino acids.
CGAUCGAUACGAAAUGGGACGUUCCAGUUUCCGCCUAGCCAUGUGGCACACCUCGUUGGUGGUUGCCCUGAUGUGCACCACCAGUUUCCGAGUGAACGGACUGCCCCAUCCACCGGCCACCUCAGCGGCACCCAUGAUGGAGAGGAUGGUGGAAAGGGCCUAUGACGACAAGUUCGACAAUGUGGACCUGGACGAGAUUCUCAAUCAGGAGCGCCUGUUGAUCAACUACAUCAAGUGCCUGGAGGGCACAGGUCCUUGCACUCCCGAUGCCAAGAUGCUAAAGGAAAUCCUACCCGACGCAAUCCAAACCGAUUGCACCAAAUGCACGGAGAAGCAGCGGUAUGGUGCUGAGAAGGUGACCCGUCACCUCAUCGACAACCGACCCACUGACUGGGAGCGCCUGGAGAAGAUCUACGAUCCCGAGGGUCUAUACCGCAUUAAAUAUGAGGAGAUGAAGGCAAAAGCCAAUGAGGAGUCUUAACUUAACUCCGUUGUAGGUGUUCACUUUAGUGUUUAUUUAGCUUAAACUACCAAAUAUACUGCAGAGAAGCUUCAA